Molecule: messenger RNA, 2658 nt
Organism: Gastrolobium bilobum
Lineage: Eukaryota; Viridiplantae; Streptophyta; Magnoliopsida; Fabales; Fabaceae
Product: actin-related protein 5
Exons: 12
Coding region: 288-2477 (729 amino acids)
Biological process (GO): regulation of DNA-templated transcription
Cellular component (GO): cytoplasm; Ino80 complex
Source: RefSeq, a predicted model, not a curated record
AAUCGUGGAAUAGAAAAGGAAGUGGCAACUGGCAAAGAAUGGUGGUGAAGGAAACUCUGCUACUACUGAAACUGUUCCUGGAACAUCGACGACCCGUUCUCCGUGGGCCGACACAGACCGGUUAAGAUUAAGCCGCCCCUACCCGAAUCGGAUCGGCUCGGCUCGGCGGUCUUCAUCUCUGCCACUUAACUUAUUCACGAGUGGGUAGGGCGCACUGCAACACACAUUGGAAGCAACCCUCUCAGCUCAAGAAAUCACUGUUUGUGUUUGUGUUCCUCGGCACCACAAUGCCUUUCAUCUCCAAAAUCCAGCGCCAAUCCGAUUACAAUCUCUUCAGUUCCCACACUCCCAUAGUAAUCGACAAUGGCGCAUCAUAUUUUCGAAUUGGAUGGGCAGGAGAGACCGAACCCCGUGUUGUUUUCCGCAACAUCGUACAAAGGCCACGCCAUAAAGUCACCGUCACAUUCUGUAACACAGGAGAAACUGUCACUAUUGUGGGUGACCAUGAUCCGGCAUUACUGAAAUACUUUGACUGCACUCGCUCUGGACCACGCUCGGCAUUUGACAGCAAUGUUGUUUACCAGUUUGAAAUAAUGGAAUAUAUUCUUGAUUUUGGAUUUGACCGGUUGGGUGCAAAUGGAUCGGAGAUUGAUCAUCCUGUCCUAAUCACAGAAUGUGUAUGCAACCCAGUUCAAUCUCGUAGUAAGAUGGGGGAACUUCUUUUUGAGACUUACGGAGUUCCAUCAAUAGCCUUUGGUGUUGAUGCAGCAUUCAGCUAUAAAUAUAAUCAACAACAAGGAGUUUGUGCUAAAGAUGGUCUUGCUUUGUGUCCUGGAUUCACCACAACCCAUGUGAUUCCAUUUGUAGAUGGGGAGCCUGUUUAUAAAGGAAGCUGCCGUACUAAUAUUGGUGGAUUCCAUGUGACUGAUUAUUUAAAGCAACUUCUUUCACUUAAGUAUCCAUAUCAUUUGACUAGAUUUACAUGGGAAAAGGUUGAAGACCUAAAGAUGGAACAUUGUUACAUUGCACCAGAUUAUGCUUCUGAAGCUCGGUUGUUUCAGAAAGGAGCCAAGGAGGCAGAAGAAAAAACCAGAUGUUGGCAGCUCCCUUGGGUUCCACCCCCGACUGAAGAGCCUCCUUCCGAGGAAGAGAUUGCAAGAAAGGCAGCAAUAAGAGAGAAACAAGGUCAAAGGCUUAGAGAAAUGGCUGAGGCAAAGAGGUCAUCUAAAAUAAAUGAACUGGAGAAUGAAUUGCAUGGUUUGGAAUUUCUUUUGCAUCAGCUUGAACAAGUGGAAGAGAGUGAUGUUCCAGCUUUCCUGGCUGAAACUGGCUAUGUCUCUAGGCAGGAGAUAGAAUCUGCGCGUAAUAAAGUUAUGCAUUCUUUACGUAAAGCCAAAGGUGAACCAAAAACUGAACAAAUUGACUCUGAAAAAGCUGACCUUGCCACUAAUGAGAAGUAUUCUCUUAUAAACAUCCCUGAUGACAUGUUGACACCAGAACAGCUCAAUGAAAAGAAGAAACAGUUGUCCCUCAAAUCCAUGUCUGAAGGGCGGCAGCGAUUAAAACAGAAGCGGUAUGAAGAGGAAUUGGAACGAGAGAGGAAACAACAGCUAGAGGAGGAGAAACGCCUAGAGAACCCGGAGCUUUAUUUGGAACAAUUGCAUGCUAGAUACAAUGAUCUUUCGGAAAAAGUUGACCAGCAAAAACGGCUCAAGACUAAUGGUGGGGGCCAUACAAAUGGAAAUAAUUUGUCUGGUGGUGUUGGCCGUGGUGAGAGAUUGAGUGCUGCUCAGAGGGAACGAAUGCGCCUCUUGACAACUGCAGCUUUUGAUCGAGGUAAGGGUGAGGAUACAUUUGGUGCCAGAGAUGAAGAUUGGCAACUGUACAAAUUGAUGAGCAAAGAUAAUAAUGAUGAUGAUGAGGGACCUGAUGAGGACGAGGCAGAGCUGGCCCGCAUCUCUUCCAGGCUCCAGGACCUGGAUCCAACAUUUGUACCCAAGUUAGAAGCUAGUACCUCUCAACCUGCUGAGGUGCCGCGUUUUCGUCCUCUUACCAAAGAAGAUUUUCAGAUUGUUAUUGGGGUGGAAAGAUUUAGAUGCCCUGAAAUAUUGUUUAAUCCAAACUGGAUUGGGGUUGAUCAGGUAGGUUUAGAUGAGAUGGCUGGGGUCUCAAUGAGGAGGUUACCAUACAAGGAUGAAGGCUUGGAAGAGAGACUGACUAGUUCCAUACUUGUGACCGGUGGAAGUUCUCUUUUCCCUGGUAUAGUUGAACGCCUGGAAGCUGGAAUUCGAAUGAUUAGACCAUGUGGAUCACCUAUAAAAAUAGUUAGAGCAUUGAAUCCAGUAAUGGAUGCAUGGCGUGGAGCUGCUUUCUAUGCUUCAGCCUCACAGUUCCAUACGCAAACUUUCAGUAGAAGUGAUUAUUAUGAAAAAGGUGAAGACUGGCUUCGCAAUUAUCAACUGCAAUAUACAUUAUAGUUGAUCACGCAGUACAUUACUGUAUACUGACUGGAAUAUCUGACCUUAGUUUAGAGAUUAGUAUCCAGUAAUGUAAUCCUUUAUUUAUUCUUGCUUUUGCUGAAGCUCGAAGCGGAACAUCAAUGAAAGCAUGGUCCCGCUGAUGUUUUCAAUCUUAUGUACCCUAACACCUCGGUGAUUU